Messenger RNA from Apis laboriosa (Himalayan honeybee), 810 nucleotides. Its product is annotated as H/ACA ribonucleoprotein complex subunit 1-like. NCBI's taxonomy places the organism in Eukaryota, Metazoa, Arthropoda, Insecta, Hymenoptera, Apidae. The transcript has 2 exons. The record is from RefSeq and is a predicted model, not a curated record.
AUGCCAGUGAUUGGUCCGAUGUAGCUUCAGUGUGCACCUUCGAACGAUACCAUGAGCACUCCGCAGAAGCUCAUAAUACUCGCCCUAGUGGCGACAGCCCUGGCCGGCGAUGCCAAGGAGACGAACACGAAGCCGGCCGUAGCCGAGACGAAGGAAAAGAGUAAGCGAGGAUUGGAGCUGAGUCUUGGGGGCGGCGGAGGGUUGGAGAGUUACGGCGGCGGGGGCCUGGAACACGGUUACGGAGGAGGUUUGAGCCUCGGUGGUGGCCUCGGUGGAGGCCUUGGCGGAGGUCUGGGUGGAGGAUUCGGCGGCGGCGGUGGAGGUGGAGGCGACGGAGGUCGCAUAACGGGAAUCACGAUCCACAGAGAGAACCAAGUUCGUGUGCCCCAACCGUACCCGGUCGAGAGAAACGUACCUGUACCGUAUCCAGUCCCGGUUAAAAUUCCCGUGGAGCGGCCAGUCCCGGUGCACAUACCGAAACCGUACCCAGUCCCCGUAGAGAAGACGGUCCCAGUUCCAGUGGAGAAACCGGUCCCGGUGCCGUACACCGUGCCCGUCAAAGUGCCCGUCAAGGUGCCUUACCCGGUCAGCGUGCCAGUAAAGGUCCCAGUCGCGAUCGAGAAGGAGGUUCCUUACCCAGUCAAGGUUCCUGUUGUUGUCAAGGAGUCAUAUCCAGUUCUGAUUAGCGGUGGCGGCGGCGGUGGUGGUUUAGGAGGUGGUUUGGGAGGUGGACACGGGGGUGGAUUCGGAGGUGGACACGGAGGUGGAUUCGGAGGUGGACACGAAUUGUCACUCGGGUUACAUCAUUGA